AUGCCAGGCGCCAUGACGCCCACGUCCCCGCGUUCCGAGGCUGCCAGCGGCCACGACACGGACACGCCGGGUACAUUCCAGCGCGGCAAGCGCAAGUACUCGCACACGACGGUGGCUCAGCGUCAGUGCUUGCUCGAGUGGCUGGAACUUCCGGGUAACUUCGAGUUGCUCACGAAACCUGUGAGUGCCAAACUCAUCGAGGCCAGUAAUGCGGCAUCAUCAUCACCCCCUGCAAAGCGCGUCAAGAAGAUGGACGGCUACCGUUCGCUGGCUCAAUAUAUGAACCGAGUGGCACUCACCGAUUGGUCUGAGAAGACGGCACGUAGCCGCUAUGAAAGCUUCAUGGCAGCCUACAGGAAGGCCAAGCGACAGAGCCCGCCGGACCAAUUGAAGCCUUUAUACCAGCGCGUGGACGCACUCUUUGGACCCGACGGGGAUAGAGAGGCAGCAAGAUUCAGAUCCGAGAGCAUGGGUCAAAAGUCGGAGGGCAGCAGGUCACCACUCUUGCCAAGGGACAACGAGACGGAAUUCCAGGACCUUUCGGUGGCAGCAUCGGAGGUGGCGAGGGCGGAGCCGGAGCCCACGUCACCGUCGAGAGGAGUGGCGCCGACGACCUAUAACCGUCCGUUUGAGACGGACUAUACAUCGGUCGGCCUCGAUACGAAGAGAGGGGAGGAACCGGCGUCAAGUCCACUGCAGGACUUGACCUCGACGACUUCGACGCCGAUGAAUGACCAGAUGCUGAAGCUGGAAAGCCAACGACUCGCGGUGAGGCAGAAGGAGCUCGAACUCAAGCAAAGUGAACUGCGAGCGAGGCAGGAGGAAAGCAGGCAAAAGUUACGUGCCGAGGUGCUGACCAAACUGGUGGAGGCUGGCAAAUCGCCGGCAGAAGUGCGUGAAUACCUCGCUAUCAUGGACCCAGGCGACAACCAACCUACUCGUCGUUGA
Messenger RNA from Phytophthora nicotianae INRA-310, 948 nucleotides. RefSeq lists its product as hypothetical. The record is from RefSeq and is a predicted model, not a curated record. Lineage: Eukaryota; Oomycota; Peronosporomycetes; Peronosporales; Peronosporaceae. Bases 1 to 948 code for a protein of 315 amino acids. The transcript has a single exon.